GGGAGUGCUGCAGCUGCCGGCCCGAACACAAAACGACGCGAUUUAGGGUCACGAGGCUGGGGCACCUGGUUAUAAAAGGAGAGGGUUGCAUCAGUGGUCGGUGAGAAGCGUUUCGUUGAAAUGGGGAUAUCGCAGAUGGGUCUGUUGCGGAGCAGCUGCUCAGCGCUGUGUCACGGCCCCCGGACUGCUUCCGUGCUCCGACCCUCCGCUGUCCUCACUCGCCAGAUAAGCAUGGACACACAAAAUCUUGUGGCUCGGCUGAAUAGUUCAGGUCUACUUCGGAGCCAGUGCCUUAUUGGAGGAAAAUGGACUGAAGCUUAUGAUGGGAAGACCAUACCGGUCCACAACCCUGCUACUGGUGAUGUUUUAGUAAAUGUUCCAUGCAUGGGAGGGCAGGAGACGAAUGAUGCGAUAUCUGUAGCUUAUGAGGCAUUCCUUUCUUGGAGCAAACUUACUGCUGCUGAAAGGAGCAAACGUCUGCGGAAAUGGUAUGAUUUGCUAAUUGCCAAUAAAGAAGAGCUUGGUCAAAUCAUAACACUAGAGCAAGGAAAACCCCUAAAAGAAGCCAUUGGUGAGGUUAACUAUGGGGCUGCCUUUAUUGAGUUCUCUGCAGAGGAGGCAAAACGUAUAUAUGGUGAUAUAAUUCCAUCACCACUAGCUGAUCGUCGGCUGCUUGUUUUAAAGCAGCCUGUAGGUGUUGUUGGUGCAAUUACUCCUUGGAACUUUCCAUUGGCUAUGAUCACACGGAAGGUUGGUCCUGCCCUUGCUUGUGGCUGCACAGUGGUUAUAAAACCUUCUGAACUUACACCAUUGACAGCCUUAGCAGCAGCUGAGCUUGCCCUUCAAGCUGGAAUACCACCGGGUGCUGUGAAUGUGGUCUUUGGAAAUGCUCCUGAAAUUGGGGAUGCUUUACUUGCAAGUCGGCAGGUAAGGAAGAUCACAUUUACAGGCUCAACAGCUGUCGGAAAGAAGUUGAUGGCUGGUGCAGCUCAGACUGUUAAAAAGGUAUCUCUGGAACUUGGUGGUAAUGCACCUUGCAUAAUCUUUGACGAUGCAGACCUGGAGGUGGCAGUAAAAGGGGCUCUUGGUACAAAGUUCCGUAACAGUGGACAAACAUGUGUUUGUGCAAAUAGAAUACUUGUGCAGGAAGGUAUUUAUGAGAAAUUUGCAAUUGCUUUUUCACAAGCUGUCCAGAGUAUGCAAGUUGGUGAAGGUUUUACUGAAGGUGUGGUCCAGGGUCCACUGAUUAAUGAGGCUGCAGUGCAGAAGGUUGAAUCAUUUGUUAAAGAUGCUGUCUCAAAGGGAGCAAAAGUCCUUCUUGGGGGUAAAAGACACAGUCUAGGAAUGACCUUCUAUGAGCCAACGGUAAUUGGUGACAUCAAGAAUGAUAUGCUUAUUGCGAGGAAUGAAGUGUUUGGACCUGUUGCACCCCUCUUGCGCUUUAAAACCGAGGAGGAAGCUAUCCGCAUUGCAAAUGACACCAAUGCUGGUUUAGCUGCUUAUGUAUUCACUGAAAACGUGCAACGUAUGUGGCGUGUCACUGAAGCCCUUGAAUAUGGACUGGUUGGUGUCAAUGAAGGAUUGGUUUCAACAGAGGUGGCUCCAUUUGGAGGAGUCAAGGAGUCUGGUCUUGGUAGGGAAGGUUCCAAAUAUGGGAUGGAUGAAUUUCUGGAAAUGAAAUAUGUGUGCUUCGGAAAUAUAAGCAGUAACUGAUGGGGCCAAGGUCAUCACUUGGGCGGGAGAGUGAGGAAUAAGCGGCUGGUAGUUCCUUCUUGUGUUUGUGUGUUUAAAUAAAGUGCAGACUUGCACCUGAAUGUUUCCCUUUUUUGUUGUACUCCUUGUUCUUUUAAUGCUUCUCUUUGUUGUAGAGGCUUAUGCUUGGAUUUUUGUUUUCUGCUGAUUGGUUAUCCUGCUUAUUUGUUGUUCCGGGGUUGCGUUGUGGCUAUAUGCACUUGCGCAUAUCCAUCAACACCUGAACUUGAAACCUAAAUGUUUUUGUA
This is a messenger RNA of Vitis riparia (riverbank grape), 2000 nucleotides long. RefSeq names its product succinate-semialdehyde dehydrogenase, mitochondrial-like. The transcript is spliced from 21 exons. The record is from RefSeq and is a predicted model, not a curated record. Gene Ontology annotation, biological process: GABA catabolic process. Lineage: Eukaryota; Viridiplantae; Streptophyta; Magnoliopsida; Vitales; Vitaceae. Gene Ontology annotation, molecular function: succinate-semialdehyde dehydrogenase (NAD+) activity. Bases 121 to 1713 code for a protein of 530 amino acids.